Messenger RNA from Cladophialophora bantiana CBS 173.52, 1800 nucleotides. RefSeq lists its product as uncharacterized. The transcript has 3 exons. NCBI's taxonomy places the organism in Eukaryota, Fungi, Ascomycota, Eurotiomycetes, Chaetothyriales, Herpotrichiellaceae. The record is from RefSeq and is a predicted model, not a curated record. The coding region runs from base 1 to 1800 and encodes 599 amino acids.
AUGACAACAGAAUCCUCUGAACAGUCAUCCUUGUCCCCAGAACUUCGACAGCGCGACACGGAGAAUGAUACGUGGCUCUCUCUUUCCGAGUCUGCUUCUCAAGGCGCCCCGGAUCAUGCUCGAAGUCUGUCCACCGAGUCGUCCAACUUGGUUGCCGCUUCCGCUUCAUUUGUCCCGCUAACUCCGCCUUUCGAAUACACAACAACAUCGGUUGGUGACUGGCUCGAGCGGAUCUACGAAAGCUGCUUCGACAACGUCUUUGGCUUUUGGAUGGGGAGACAUGCGUGCGCACUGGUUGUCGACCCCAGCUGUAGUAUCAUCUUGCCUCCCAGUGGAUACUUUUCCGAACUGGACGAGUCCAUAUUCGGUGACUGGGAAGCGCGGAAUCAGCCAUGUAGUGACCAGUCGCCGAGUCAGAAACAACAGAGGUGGGAUCAGAUCGAUCAAUCCCUUAGGCAUGCCAAAAGGUCGUUUGCAGCACGAUGGUUCCACCUUAUUCCCCAGACCGAACGAGCCGGUAUCCUGCCUGAACAUAUUGUCAGAGAGUUCUGGCGCAAAUCGCGGAGAGAUAUGCUGAAAGUGGUCAACCGUGUGUCAUAUCGUUCUGCGCUUACUCUGUUCCUCUUCUCCCUGACACCCGUCCCUGUGGGAAUAUCAGAAGAAGAGGAGAUGGACGGUUUGUCAGGUCAACUCUGUGUCCAAGCCGCCUUGCAACAGAUCCAACGACUGCGUGAGGGGCAGCGCAGCUGCCAGUUUAGCGGAUCCAUGGUGGUGCAAGCGUCGGAUCCAUUGACAAGUCCAACAGCAAGUUCAAGGCUUUCAGACAAGUUUCUGCGGACUGAAGCACGUGCCUACUGGGCGGCGCUGACGUUCGACACCUCUUCGUCACUCACACUGAACCUGAGGUCAACACUCACUUCAGGACUGCAUGGCGCGGAGAUGGAAUCCUGCUGGCGAACGCUUAGAAUGGGUGCGGGAUCUUUCCAUACGAGGACUGAGGAAUGGCGGAGGAAUCCCUUCGCAAUGACAGAGGAUGAAGUCUUACAGGUGAUAGCCGCUGCCGCGGCGACAAAGCUUUACGUGUGGAAGAUGAUUUCCGUCUUGAAAGAAGCGCUCAGAGAAGGUUCGGAAGAUGAGAAGGUGCUUCGAGCCUGGACAUCCUUCACCGAAGCCAUCGAGAUAUUUCGAGUCACUUUCCGACCGCUCCUCAAUGAUUGCGAACGGCGACUCCCGUUUCUCGGGCAGGUGGAGAAGCUGAAUUGGUACGAGCUUAUGCUGCACUAUUAUAUGGGCAUUUUGAUUCUUGUCGACGCGCUCGAAGCAGCUGAGCGACAUGAUCUACUAUCACAACUGUCAGAGACCCAACUCGAAGCCGAACAUGAGGUUUUCAGUGCGCUAAAAUUCGGCCUGGAUAGCCAAUACACCGUCGGUGGAUCUCACCAAGUUGGACCGACGAUGGGGACGCAAAACUCAAAACUGGACCAGACUACAACUGCGUCUUUUAUCGCCCUUGAUCCGUAUCCGCAUCAUGUCGUUGCGGCAGCCCAACUUAUGGGGAAAGUCGUCAGCAGACAAUACCGCCAGGGCAAGGUCAAACUGGAAGCAUACAAAUAUUUGAAUGGGACCUUGCUCAAGUGUCUUGCGGAGCUGCCGCAAACCUCCAAGUCUGUUCAGGCCGCUCGACAAAAUCUGCAGAAUGCACUCACGGGGCUGGAAAAUACCUCUUCGCAGUCUGCAAUUGCUGGAUGCCUACAAUGGCCUCUUCAGAGUCUAUUAUUGCGAGCUAAAACCGAACGAUGA